GGUGGGAAAAGAAAACAAAGCGUACAGUUGAGUAUCAAAACAAAAAACGGGAAAACAAAAUGGCGGAGUUGUCACUGUUCGUCACAAACGCUAAUGUGUCUCUGGGACAAACUAUGGAACCUGAGAAAUCUUACUGUGAUGAUGAUGAUGAUGUUGCAGAGCUCGAGCGUGGUAAAGGACUUCGAGAGUGUGGAGCUCGGCAACCCGGCGAAGAAGCAGAAGACGCCACGCAGAACUAUUUAUUUUGCCAGCGGUGAGAUGAUGGAGGAGUUCAGCACAGACGAGGAGGAGGAGGAAGAUGAAGAGGAGCGGCGCAAACAGAACGCCAUGAACACCAUCGAUCCGUCUAAAUUGACGUGGGGUCCAUAUUUCUGGUUCCACAUGUGGAGAGUGGCAACAAGCACCAUCUCAGUGUGUGAUUAUCUGGGAGAGAGAAUGGCGUCAGUCCUGGGCAUCACCACGCCCAAGUAUCAGUACGCAAUUGAUGAGUACUACAGGAUGAAGAAAGAGGAGGAAGAGGCCGAGGAGGAAGAUCGUCUUUCUGAAGAAGCCCAGCGACGUUUCGACAAUCGGCAACGUGACGAAGAGCAGAAUCCGACAGUGGAGCAGCCCGAAGGGAAGAGUUCCUUCGUCAACAUGAGCUUCGAAGUGGAACAGGAGUCUUCAUGAUCCAGUGCCUUCUCUUAUGAUCUCUCUACCUGUUAUAUAUUUAUAUAUCAUAAUAUAAAACCAGACUCAAUGACA
Silurus meridionalis is the source of this 744-nucleotide messenger RNA. It is a transcript of the gene fam177a1a, whose product is annotated as family with sequence similarity 177 member A1. The transcript has 5 exons. The coding region runs from base 94 to 669 and encodes 191 amino acids. Lineage: Eukaryota; Metazoa; Chordata; Actinopteri; Siluriformes; Siluridae. The record is from RefSeq and is a predicted model, not a curated record.